CGAAAAGCACCCUUCAAGUCUCUAUCACCACCCAUUUCGCGACAGCAUCCAUCCUCGACCCCAACGUCAAAUAACCUAAAAAUCUGCCAAAAUGGAGAACGACAAGGGAGAGAUCGUCGACCUUUACGUCCCCCGCAAGUGCUCGGCCACCAACCGCAUCAUCAAGGCCCAGGACCACGCUUCAGUCCAGAUCUCCAUCGCCAAGGUCGACGAGAACGGCCGUGCCGUCCAGGGCGAGAACCAUGUCUACGCUCUCUGCGGUUUCGUCCGCGCCAUGGGUGAGGGUGACGAUGCCCUGAACAGGCUGACCCAGAGGGACGGUCUCCUCAAGAACGUCUUCAGCGCUGUCCGAUAAAUCAUAUGACUGGGCAGGUCAGGCAACGAGGAAUGGGCAUGAAUUGGUUUUCUUUGGGUCAUCGAGCAUUUCUGAACGGCGAAUAUCAGGGAUUCGGAAAAUGAAAUUAAAUUUCGUACGAUAGGACUGCGGACUUGGAGUCGACGGUUCGCUUGAGAUACUGAAUGAGACCGUGAUUUUUGCUAAGGCAACAAAUGGGACCAACGAACACGAUGCGAUACCUGCGAAACUGUGACGCAUUGGUUGUUCCAUCAACCAAUAACGGCUGGAAAAGAGUCGUGGAUGCACCUCAGGUGACCAUAUACAUCCCUUGACUCUGGGCUACUACGAUAGCUCCAACGCCGCAGAUUGAAUCAAGACCUUGAAAAAGCCGUGGCCUAGAAGUUUUUGGUCAUGGUACAGAUACGGGCCUUACACUCGACAGGAGGAAGCCUAGUGGCGUGGUAACCUGGUGAAAAGAUACGGAUUGAUUCCAGAUUAAGCUGCCAAGGCUUGCUAGGCAACAAAGAAACGUCAAACAGAUUGUUUGAGUAUAUAUGCAAGAGUUGUGAUUUUUGCAGCUUCAUUGAUGUUGGGGUGCAAGUGCAGCCUCUAAACCUAGUCCCGAUGAGCUCAUUAGUCUAUUGAGGAGCUGUGGCGUUUCUUCUUACUGCUCAAGACCUUCGAAGUUCAGACCAUUGGUGGGUGCUGGUACCGAUCCUGGUAUUUGCCCAAAAUUCAGUAGGUGGAGUGGGUUGUGUUGCACCUAUCAUAGCGCACAAAGGAUCUGGGCCAACCCCUGCAUUACAGAUGGCACGCUAAGAGAUGUUCAGAUCGGUCGAUUCGAUCUUGAGAUCCCUUAUGAUGUAAACCAGAUCGGACAUUGCAGCAGGCCAGGCACAGAACAUGCCGAAUUUUGUCUUUGGCAUGGAUAUGCCCCUAGUAAUUCAAUGGAGGAUUAUGGGCUUUAGUGUACUGUACGGUCG
Messenger RNA from Pyricularia grisea, 1320 nucleotides. RefSeq lists its product as uncharacterized. The transcript has 3 exons. The record is from RefSeq and is a predicted model, not a curated record. Lineage: Eukaryota; Fungi; Ascomycota; Sordariomycetes; Magnaporthales; Pyriculariaceae. Gene Ontology annotation, biological process: translation; endonucleolytic cleavage to generate mature 3'-end of SSU-rRNA from (SSU-rRNA, 5.8S rRNA, LSU-rRNA); endonucleolytic cleavage in ITS1 to separate SSU-rRNA from 5.8S rRNA and LSU-rRNA from tricistronic rRNA transcript (SSU-rRNA, 5.8S rRNA, LSU-rRNA). Gene Ontology annotation, molecular function: structural constituent of ribosome. Gene Ontology annotation, cellular component: cytosolic small ribosomal subunit; ribosome. Bases 92 to 355 code for a protein of 87 amino acids.